UUGUUUUAUUCGCAGGAAGAAGAUAUACAUUAAACCGUAAAGAAGAAGAAUAUGUUGUUAAUGAUCAUUUUGAGCAACCGAAGGUUGAGUUAGCGAUGGAAAGAAAUGUGAUUCAUGAACAGCAGGAACAAGCCUACACUCAGGUAGAAGGAGGGAUGUCAAGGAGAGAUUGCCAGCAACAGUAUGUGCCACGUGGAUCCCUCCAGAACCAAAGAGGUCAUCGAGGUGCUCGAAGAGGCUAUUCCAAUGCCCGAGGAGGUAGAGCUGGUGAUGGUGGCUACUCGAAUGGGUGGUAUGAAUCUUAUGAUAAUUCCGGUGGAAACAGUUACCAAAGGAGCUACUACAACAGCAGAGGAAGGGGGCAUGGUGGUGGAAAUGGCUAUUCAUACAACAACCACCGAGACUCUAACGUCACCGUUGCGUCUUCGCUUCUCUGCCUUUGGCUUUUGUGUGCGCCUCAUUAGUUUACUCAAGUUUCCUAUCACUUAUAUAAUUUUCUUUUUGGUUGCGAAAUGUGAAAUAAUGAUCUUUUUUUUUAUGAGAGCCAGUUUAGAUAGUCAAGCAUAGAUCGUUACAUAUUCAUACAAACAUCACAAACAAUUAGUAUGAUUUAUUAUUUUGAUUUCUUUCUUGAUUAUAUGAU
Messenger RNA from Brassica oleracea var. oleracea, 643 nucleotides. Its product is annotated as glycine-rich protein DC9.1-like. The transcript has 2 exons. The record is from RefSeq and is a predicted model, not a curated record. NCBI's taxonomy places the organism in Eukaryota, Viridiplantae, Streptophyta, Magnoliopsida, Brassicales, Brassicaceae. Bases 96 to 464 code for a protein of 122 amino acids.